AUGACUGGAAUCUUGCCUGUGAAGUUGACAGCACCGUUGGGGUUUGGAACCAUGUCCAUGACGUGGCGGCCUGAACCUCCGUGCUUGUCGGAGUCAGUGAAGACGCUGAGUCAUGUGGCUUCGAAGUAUACGAAUUUUUUUAACGGCGGUGAGUUCUACGGCGUAGAUAAUCUCAAUCUCAAGCUGCUGCGACAGUUUUUGGAAGACUGUUUGCGGAACCCUGUGAAGAGAGGACCCUUGAUUUUGAGUAUCAAGGGAGCUGUGGACUUCGCGGCACAAGGGCCCGACGGAUCGAAGGCGGGUAUUGACCGAAGUAUCGCCAACAUAGUAAGUCAUUUGAACGAUGUUCGUGACAAAUACCCCAAGGACCAACGGCCGCAACUCCUAUUCGAAAUGGCGAGAGUAGAUCCUCGUGUUCCCUACACUGAGUCUAUUGGCUACAUCUACGAGCACGUUAAGAACGGAGAUAUAGACGGCAUUUCACUUUCGGAAACAGGCGCCAAAACUAUAGAGGCGGCAGCAUCAGUAGCCCCCAUUUCGGCCGUAGAGGUGGAAUUUUCAUUGGUCGCUCAGGACAUUCGACACAAUGGUGUGCUCGAUACCUGCAAACGACUAGGCAUUCCCAUCGUCGCCUACUCGCCACUCGGCCGUGGACUACUUACCAAAUACUGCGUCGAGGACCCCCAAAGGUUCUUGGACGCAAUCCCAGAAGGAGACAUGCGCAAGGCUCAUAAACUCGAAAAGUUCCUUCCCGAAAAUUUCGCCCACAAUGCGAAAUGCCUGCAAGCACUUCAAGAAUACGCACAAAAGCACUACAAAGCUGACCUCGAACAGUUAGCCGUUGCCUACAUAGUCAAGAUUUCAGCACAAAAUUCUGCUAAUGGGGAGCCAACGAUCAUCCCUAUACCAUCGGGAUCCACCAUUGACAAGAUUGACCGGAACUUUAAAGCGACCCCACCUCUCACCGAUGAGGACAUCAACAAUAUUCACGAAUUGCUAGAUACGUACAAGAUCAUAGGCCUCAGAUACAAUGCCCAAAUGGAAGCUUUCUGUUUUCAAUAA
Gregarina niphandrodes is the source of this 1062-nucleotide messenger RNA. RefSeq names its product aldo/keto reductase. NCBI's taxonomy places the organism in Eukaryota, Apicomplexa, Conoidasida, Eugregarinorida, Gregarinidae. Gene Ontology annotation, cellular component: cytoplasm. Bases 1 to 1062 code for a protein of 353 amino acids. The transcript has a single exon. The record is from RefSeq and is a predicted model, not a curated record.